AUGAAAUCAAUUGCACAACUUGAGCAGUUGUUUAGACGAUGUGAAGGAGAACAACAAAUCUGUAACCUGGUGGCAAAGGUGAACGAUCUUAUAAAUAAUGCCGGUAAUUUAAAGGAUCACCAAGAGGUUGCCUUUCCUUUGUCAAGUGAGGUCAAAGCUCCUGGAAGACCUAAGCACAGUGAAAUUAGAAAAAUCUUAAAAGAAGAAAUUAUAGAUGUAAUGAAGGAACUUUUAGAGGAGAAACCUCUUAAAAAAACCAUUAAAAAUAUCAAAAAAGAAACCCAAUUUGCUGAAAAGCAAGAGCCUCUCAAAGAAGCUGAAAAAUAUUCCUCUGGAAUUAAAAGACCUAAACAUCUCCAAGACGACGAUUGGUACGAUUUGCCUAGUCCAAAAAAACAAAACAAAAAUGUGCAUGACUUUGCUCUGCCUGCUCAAAUCGACCAAGCCGCCAUUUCGUUGACGUUUAACCCCAAGUCCGAUGAUUGGUGCGGUGUCCGUGUAUUUGCACACCUGAAAGAGGGUGGAGAGGAUCAGUUUCCUUUGGUGAAGAAGAAGAUAUUGGCCACGAUGGCAACCCAUGGUAAACUUUACGAGCACAACUUUGGCAUAGAUGUUGCCAAAGUGACAGAGGUCAUUGCAUUUGGCUCCGAGAUUGACCCUGCUCUUGGGAAAAAUAUCCCAUCUUGCCCUUCCUCUAUGUGGUUCUCUGCACCAGACUGUGCUCAGAUAAUAGCUGACACAUAUAACGAGCCUGUUUGUGUGUACUCAGACGAUCGGAGCGUCUUGCCUGUAACUUUCCUUCCCCUCCAUGAUUGGAAGGAUCUCAAAAGAAAGCCAUUGCCGAUGGUCUUGCACCAUGUACAUGGGUGCCACUGGACAACAAUUAAAGUGAAGCCUCAUGUACAUCGGUCCUGGCCUGAGGUAAAUGCACUGUAUUUUGAUGCUAUCCGUAGAGGGAGUAUCAUUGACUGCUUUUCCACAAGUUGGAAUCAUUGGGGUCAGUUCCCAAAGAACAAGUCUUAUAUUUUACCCUCUACUACUAUCACUAACUCUCCUACAAAUUCUCUCGUAAAUUCUUCCAAUAUUAUUGACCUCACACAUAUAUAA
Phycomyces blakesleeanus NRRL 1555(-) is the source of this 1107-nucleotide messenger RNA. RefSeq lists its product as hypothetical. NCBI's taxonomy places the organism in Eukaryota, Fungi, Mucoromycota, Mucoromycetes, Mucorales, Phycomycetaceae. The coding region runs from base 1 to 1107 and encodes 368 amino acids. The record is from RefSeq and is a predicted model, not a curated record. The transcript has 4 exons.